Messenger RNA from Aureobasidium melanogenum CBS 110374, 1908 nucleotides. RefSeq lists its product as uncharacterized. Lineage: Eukaryota; Fungi; Ascomycota; Dothideomycetes; Dothideales; Saccotheciaceae. Bases 1 to 1908 code for a protein of 635 amino acids. The transcript has a single exon. The record is from RefSeq and is a predicted model, not a curated record.
AUGCCUACACGGUACGACACCACUCCGCCAUGGGGCAAAAAGCGCAAGCGUGAGCCUUCAACCUCUUCCAACUCGACAAACAAGUCGAUUGCAUCUCCAUCACCACGACACUUUGAAGCACAAGACAACAAAGGCCUCUCGAUGGACGACCAUGACCCUCGCCAACGACAAACACCGUGGGCCAAGCACAGUGACCCUCUUAGUCCGAGAUCACUAAUCAGCGACCACGACGAGUUACACCAGGCUGCCAAGGACAUGUUAGACUGGACACGCUCAGAUCGUCCCAUUGAGGAGUCUCUUGCCCAUAUGGAGCGCAUCGUUGAGGUUUGCCAAGAUGAAGCAUCGUGGUCGGGCGAGAAGAGAUGGAAACAAGUGAUAAUGGCAUACAAGUCUUGCGGGGCUUCUGCAGAUGCUGUACAGGACCUGAAGGAUUCACGAGAGCCUUUCUGGACCCAGUGUCGAGUCAAGCAUGCCUCAGCCACCAUAGCUACUCGCAGAGCUCUGGCUGAUUCAAUACGUACUAUGGUUGCUGAGAGCGAGCGAGCCAACGGGUACUACCUCGACACCGAGGUCAAGGACGAACUGAUCAAAGCCGUCGAGCGUGUCUUUCCUCGUACUGAACCCAAAAUCUUGAUACCAGAUAGUCCGGAGCAACCUGUGUGUCAUCUCAGCCAGCGCCAAAAGCCCGUUGCGCCUGUCGCGCGAAUGCUCAAGAUCGAUACGCCACCCUCGCAUCAAACACCUAUCCCAGCUGCUCCCCAACAAGUUGCACUCCCAGCAACAGAUCCGUGCCUUGCAUCGAGACCUCCAGGUUGGGCACCGGCUGCCGAGAAGACACGAAAUGACAGUCUGGCCGACUCUUCUAGUUCUAGGAAGUCUUCAGCUGCGUCUCAGCCAGCACCUUCGCCAGAUAUCGAGCCAUCGCAAGUCAUAAAACCAAAACGCUCCAGUCGUUUCGCUCCACGAGCUGCCGAAUCGAAUACUCAUGUCAAUCACGUCGUCCCACCAAGCCCUUCUGCCUCGCCCAAGCCACCCGCACUUCCACUUCCAAUUCAAUUCAAGAUUGCUACUGGAUCGAACCAACCACCCAUGAAGCGUCCUCGUUUAGAUCUAGAUGUCAACCUCCCACGCAAACCUAUCAAUAACGUCUUUUCGACCCCAUCAUCACCUGAACACCGUAGGUCGUCGGGCCUCAAUCCCAACAACCAACCUCUUGCACGCCGUAGGUCGUCGGUCCUCAGUUUGCGCGACCAACCACCAACAGGUCCGCGUAGUCUGCCCCUGUUCCAGGCCAAAAUCGUCGUUCCCAAAGAACCCCUUAUGAACCAAGCACGCCAAAAGCAAUACAUCCUUGAAGCUUGCGAUUAUAACAACAUCCCUGCUCAAGACGCUACGCCCUGCUCUUCUGACGAUGCUACAUGGAUACUGCACUUCCGAGAUCUCAUAGAGUUACAGGCAUCGCUUGGAAAGAUGACUAUAUUGCACAACAUCAGCAUACCCAUGCUUACAUAUGCGCCAGCUCAGCCUUUCCAGGUCUUUGGCCUUGUGGAAAAGCCUUCAUUCAUGACAUCAAAGAUUGAAGUAGACAUCAUCAACACGGUGGCUCGCACAUUCCGCCACCAAAAAUUCAUUUUGCUUAGGCAAAGAAGUUCAGUCGCCAGAACCAACAAGAAAUGGUUGAUCGUCUUUGAGCAGCCCCUUGAUCGCGACAACUUUACUCUUGACAUGAAGAUCAAUGGCUUCCGUGAGAAGUUCGACUUUUUCGGAUUGGCAUGCUCGCAGGAGAUGGAGUGGUGCUGGGUGUGUAAAGGACAUGAUCAUCAUGUUCCCAACUGUGAAUACGUCGAUGCUGUCGAAUUGCUGCAUCAAGACAGUCAGUAUCUCCCGACCGUUCCAAAGCUGAGAUGA